This is a messenger RNA of Ilex paraguariensis (yerba mate), 345 nucleotides long. The record is from the annotation of a GenBank genome assembly. Lineage: Eukaryota; Viridiplantae; Streptophyta; Magnoliopsida; Aquifoliales; Aquifoliaceae.
AUGCAGAUUAUCGUGUUCUCCUGGACACUGGGACUGGGACUAAUCGGCAUCAACAUCUACUACCUGAGCACAGGCUUCGUCGACAGGCUAAUUCACUACAGUUUACCAAAAGUCGGAAACGUAUUCAUCGGAAUACUAGUAUUUCCAUGGAUGACGAUCUACAUCCUUACUGUCUUCUACCUCGUGUUCCGCAAGGACUCUGUUGUCACAUUUAUCAAGCCAUCAAAGAACGAUCUAAACGCCCAAACACGGAUGGAAAACAGGCCAGGUGAUUCAGGCGGUGGGUUCAACUUGGAGCCUUUGCCAGACAGAGAGGAUCCUGCUGAUAUCCCACUGCCUCAAUAG